Acanthosepion pharaonis is the source of this 1266-nucleotide messenger RNA. Lineage: Eukaryota; Metazoa; Mollusca; Cephalopoda; Sepiida; Sepiidae. The record is from the annotation of a GenBank genome assembly.
AUGUGCGAAACUCAGUCCUCAUCAACUGCCAAUCAGCUUAGUGUAUUAUUUCUCUUGUUUUUCAUCCUUUUUUUUCUUCCUUUUCCUCUUUUCUUUUUUUUCUUCCUUUUCCUCUUUUCUUUUUUCUUUUUAAAACAGUUUUCUUUUCUUCUUCCUCUUCUCUUUUCUUCUUUUUUUUUUCCUUAUUUAAGAAUUCUUUCCUUUUUAUUUUCUUUUUCUUCCUUUUCUAUUUUAUCUCUUCUUCCUUAUCCUUUUAGGAGAUUCCUUUUUUCCUUAUUUUCCAUUUCUUCUUUUCCUAUUUUCCUCUUCUUCUUUUUCCUAUUUUCCUCCUCUUCCUUUUCCUAUUUUCCUCCUCUUCUUUUUCCUAUUUUCCUCCUCUUCCUUUUCCUAUUUUCCUCCUCUUCUUUUUCCUGUUUUUCUUCUUUUCCUUUUCUAUUUUCCUCUUAUCACUUUUCCUCAUUUCUUUUUCCUUUCCCUCCUCUUUCUGUUCCUCUUUUCCUCCUUAACUUUUCUUAUCCCUUUUUUUUUCUCUUUCUUUUCCUCUAUAUUUCUCCUUUCUCUUCCUUUUCCUUUCUCUCUUUCUUCAAACCUUCCUUUUCUUUGAGCUCUCUCUGUUUUUCAGACACUUUCUUUUUCAUUUUCUAUUUCAUCUGUUCAUUCAUAUUAUAUCUAUCUACUGUUCAUAAUCUAUCUAUCAAUAUCUCAUCUGUUGAGAUCUAUCUAUUCAUUUGUUUUUUCUGUCUAUAUCUAUCUAUUCUAUUAUCUAUCUAUCUAUCUAUCUAUCAUGAAUGGUCUGCUCCUGUCUAUCUAUCUGCAUCACAUAUUCUGUUUCCUAUCUAUCUAUCUAUCUAUCAUCUAUCUAUCUAUCUAUCUGUGUCAUAUAGUUUAUCUAUUAUCUAUCUAUCUAUCUUCUGUUCUAUCUAUCUAUUUCUAUCUAUCUAUCUAUCUAGUCAUCUAUCUGUGUCUCAACUUUCCUAUCUAUCUAUCUAUCUAUAUCUAUCUAUCUAUCUAUCUGUUCCUUUAUCUAUCUAUCUAUCUAUAAUAUUUCUAUCUAUCUCAUUCUAUCUAAUCUAUCUAUCUGUGUUCCUAUUCUAUCUAUCUAUCUAUCUAUUAUCUAUCUAUCUAUCUAUCAGUGUGUUUCUAUUUAUCUAUCAAUCUAUGUCUCAGUCUGUUUUUAUCUAUCUAUUCAUCUAUCAAUCACUGCCUCAGGCACAUUUUAAAUCUAUCUAUCUAUCUAUCUAUCGAGAGAGAGAGAGAGAGAAAUAA